GGGCAAUGACCCCAUAUUCAAGAGGAGACGCUACUGCCCGACACGAUUUUCGGAUGGCAACUACGUUCUUACCUUUGGUUUGCAAGGAAAUAACCAGAUUGGGUUGAACGCCGUGGCCUUAACCAAUGUCCCGGCCAUCACCACGGCGAGGGGACAUUGCGAACUUUACCUCGGCCAAUGAGACAACCGGUGACGUACCGAAUGAUGUGCCGACACCACCUCGAAGAGGGCAAAGCAUCAGUAACGAUCCGACAACUAUAGAGAAAGUGCGGCAUAUUGUGCGUACCCAGUUUGACUACGAAAUCCUAUUGAAGCGGCACGAACUGCGCGCCAUUCGGCGACAGAUAACCAGAGGCGAGGAGCUUCUACAUCAGUUGCAUCAUAUCAUUAUCAAUGGUCCCUCAGCACCACCAAGUAGGCAGGCUUCUCCACAUCAAACAAGCGUCCACACUCGUAGUUCCGGACGACCUACCCGAACCCCCUCUACCCAAAACAAACUUUUGACGCAAGUCAGCGAUGUGCUUUAUUCUCGCAGGGACGAUGGCGCAUAUGUUAGACUGACGUGUCCCGUCUGUGGCCGGUGGGAAUUUGCAAAUAUGCAGGGAUUUCUUAAUCACUGUCGUAUCAAACAUCAAAUCGAAUUUCCAUCCCAUUCGGAAGCUGCACGAUCAUGUGGCACUGUUGUCGACGAAGGUGAAGUUCCCGCUGGACAUGCUGCCCGUCGGAUGCCCGUCAAACCGGUCGUAUUCGACAAGCCAACCAAUUUCGUAUGGGGCAUCUCCGCCUCCCUGGGCAGCCAGGACGAAGGGGAAGGGGAAUCUGCUGCUUCAACUACCGCUCCCACUGGUCCGGAAAAGCAGCAACCGAAGAUCAAUGUGUACGAGGAGGAUAUUGACAUGAUGGAUUUGGAAUAUUCAUCGCCAGCACUGAGUUCAUCAGCGCUGGUUCGCGAUGAUACCGGACUAGGCGGCGAAGUGGCUGAUGAAGCUGCGUGUGCAACACGUUUUAUCCGGACAUCCCCUACGGCUGUCCCCGGAAGAACACUCCCGUGGAAUGCGGGACUAGACGCUAGUCCUCGGCAAUGUGCGAAUGAGUAUCCGAUGACACAAAGUGCCAAGGGUGAUAAUGAGGCUGUUAAGGACGUUGUGCAGGUUUUCACAUCACCAGAAACCGGUGACAGAAUGUGGACAGACCAACCAGGAGACGCGACCACAAAGGGCGCAAUAGAGACUGUUAACACACAUUCUGGAAUGACUGACGGCUAUGGGAGUUCCGUAAGGAGUCCUGUGAAGCUGGAGUCAGAUGGGAUAAGCGAUACUGGCAAACCGUCAGACAACGAGGAACAUGAGGAGGAGAAGCCAAAUACAGAGACCCCUACCCCCUCUGGUCAUGGGCUGUAUCCAUCUCAUCUAGCAGUCGACGCGGGAUCCCGCUUUUAUGUAAAACGGCAAGUAGUUCUCGGCAAUGUAUCCCGAUUUAUUCCUACAGAAAAACGGGAGCCUGGGAUGGAGAAAUACGAAUUCAAAUGGAUGGUGUAUUUGCACGGUCCAACCACUAACGAGGACAUUACUCCAUUUGUACGGAAAGUGCGUUUCUAUCUUCACCCGGACUAUCGACCAUACGAUGUCGUUGAGAUUUCUGAGCCGCCUUUUCGAUUGACGCGGUAUGGAUGGGGUGAAUUUCCUGUCCGAUUACAGGUCUACUUUGUCGACGAGCGCAAUAAGCCAGUGGACUUUAUACAUAUUUUGAAGUUGGAUACAUCAAAAAGUGGGCGCCAGGUCCUUGGAACAGAACGGAUCAUCGAUCUUGAGCUAGAUCGUAACACUGAAUUUGCAGAGUCCCGUCAAAACAUGGUCGCUGACAACGCGAUGGACACUGGGACGUCGGAUGUCACACAGCCGGAAAAGUCCCCAAAGAGUGCUUCACCUUCGGCCCCUGCCACCGGUCACAGUGAAUCACUGGCCAUAACUGCCAAAGCUAUGAAUGAUUUGUUAGAGAGUGCUGUUGGUCAGUUUCCGAUCAUUAGACCUGUUGCAUCGGGCACCCGGCCAAAAUUGUCCUUGCCAUAUUCCACUGCACCGUCAAUAUCGGUAUACAUGUCUUGGCCCCUUGGAAAGAGGAAGGCGAGCGAGUGGCAACGUGCACGACUGCUUUUGCGACAUGUGCAAUCACAAUGUGAUACAUAUCAGGGCCAAAAGCUGACCGUUAGAGACGUUAUGCAUUGGUGCCGUGACAACGGACACAAUCCCACUCCCCAAGUUCGGCGAAAAGCGAGGAGCGGAUCUCCUCCAGGACCGAGUCAUCUUCGUGAUGUAGUGACGGCUAUUCAGUACUGUCGAUAUUGUGGCGUCGCCGGAGCCCACGAUGGGGCGUUCGAUGACUGUAAAUGGCGACCCCGGAUGUGGAGGAGUCGCGUGUGGAGCCUGUCAAGGGCAGAUGAUUUGCUGCGGGGUCUAGAUGCGAGCGGCGAGCGACCAGUUGAAGAAGCCGAUAUGGAUAUCGUAAUUGACAGCAUGCGCGAUCCUUCCGAUGCCAUGGCUCAUAAUGGUGCUAAUACUUCAAUGACAAGGCGGUGGUAUUCGAAUCACCAUCCCACUGCGAGCCAACAAGAAAUAGAUUGGAUUAGUCGGACGGUCGAGCAGUUGAGGUUACCUGCAACGUUUGGGCAAACAGAAACUGAGAAGCGCAUAGCGUAUGGUCUAAUCUUUCAGGUCGCAAAAUCCUUUUUGCGUCGUUUACUGGAAAAUGCCAUUGACGUCUACCGGAAUGAAGCUGUCACGAGCGUAUCUUCAGAGGGUGACCAAGAGAAGACCGAUACCCGUGAGCAUCGAUCUGCGCCAUUCACAAAAAUCCUUGUUCCUCUUCAUCUGUACAGAGCAUUGGUUGACACAGAGGAAUUUGAUUUUCUUACUGGCGCAGGGCUGGCUCGUUAAAAAAUAUUUAUUUUGCUUUUACUGUACUAAACAGACAAGGGUAUAUAGCAAAGGAUUUUCAAGUAAAUAGAACUAAUGCAUAUUUGGUCGGAUGCCACACAUAAUAGUAUCAAGCGUCGUCGCCUGCUGCCAAUUGAGGAUGAGCGGCAAUUGGCUUCAUUUCUUGCCAAUA
Messenger RNA from Spizellomyces punctatus DAOM BR117, 3105 nucleotides. RefSeq lists its product as uncharacterized. The coding region runs from base 126 to 2933 and encodes 935 amino acids. Gene Ontology annotation, biological process: regulation of transcription by RNA polymerase II; chromatin remodeling. Gene Ontology annotation, molecular function: histone binding. NCBI's taxonomy places the organism in Eukaryota, Fungi, Chytridiomycota, Chytridiomycetes, Spizellomycetales, Spizellomycetaceae. The transcript is spliced from 15 exons. Gene Ontology annotation, cellular component: NuA4 histone acetyltransferase complex. The record is from RefSeq and is a predicted model, not a curated record.